GCACACUCACACACCCUCACUCUGUCACGUAAGUCGAUCAAACCAAUGCUCCUUCCUGUUUUUCGCGAGUUCCCUCUCUGCUUAAGUGGAGCUCAAGAAGGGAUUGUACUGACAGAGAACAACAUAGCUGCUAAAGAGUAAGGGAGUUUUCUUUUUAUACCUUUACCAGAGUUUUUCAGUGGGUGACUUUUGACGGCGCCUACAAGAUUAGCCCCCUGGAGUUGCCUACAUAUGCAAUGGGGGGUUGUUAAAUAAGGGUGAGGGGGCAGGGAGGAGGUGAGGUUGUGUCUAGGAGGUGGAGGGAGCGGGUAGGAAACACUUACGUUAGAAUUGAAUUCUAUUACCUUAACUCGAGGAACACUAAGCAGACAGACACUUCCUGAUGGAUAUGACGGGGGAACCCACAGAGAUCCUAUGUCCUAAUUCCUUAUCCUAUGGGCAAAACCUACCCCGGAUUUACAGAGACUGUUGAUGAGUGUACUUCACACACACCUUAACCGUGGAAAAGAAAAGGGCCUGGCGGAGCAUGGAAUCACUGAGGGAGUCUUUUCUGCAUUUGACCUUUCAGAUGUCCUCAUACAAGAGGGCUACUCUAGAUGAGGAUGUCUUGGUUGACUGCACUGGGGAGGAGAUCUACCCCUCCUCUGCCAUGCAGGUGUCAGUGCAACACAGGUCUGGUCCCAGGUGUUGGGCUGAGAAGACACACACUGAGAGGAGGCUGUUGGUUCUGGUGUGUUCACUGGCUGUUGCCUUGUUCUUCACUCUCAUCACUGUCGGCAUCUUCUACAAAAAGAGUCACCCUGGAAUAUGUCUGACAGCACCUUGCAUUACUGUGGCCAGUGCAGUGAUGGGAGCCAUGGACCGCUCUGUGGACCCCUGCCACGACUUCUACAACUUCGCCUGCGGGGGAUGGGUGAGGAACAAUCCUCUUCCCGAGGGAAAGUCCCGCUGGAGUCCCUUCAGUAACCUAUGGGAGCGUAACAUGGCUGUCAUGAAGCACCUGCUGGAGAACACCACGAUGAAGGGUCUGAGUAAGGCUGAGGAGAAGGCUCAGAAGUAUUACCAGGCCUGCAUGAGUGAGGCUAAGAUUGAGAAAUUAGGGGCUCAGCCUCUACAGAAGCUCAUCCAUCAGACGGGAGGAUGGGCUCUUACAGGCUCCUGGGACAAGAACAAUUUCCAGGAGGUUCUGCGCAUAGUGUCGGCCAACUACCGUUGCUCCCCCUUCUUCACUGUGUUUGUCAGCACUGAUUCAAAGAGCUCCAACAGCAAUAUUAUACAGGUGGAUCAAUCCGGCCUUGGGCUCCCUUCGCGGGAAUACUAUCUCAACAAAACAGCCAAUGCCAAGUAUUUGAAUGCGUACCUAGACUUCCUGGUGGAGUUAGGGGUCCUGUUGGGAGGCUCAGAGGAGACGUCAAGAACGCUGAUGCAGGAGAUUGUGGACUUUGAGACCACCCUGGCCAACAUAACUGUACCUCAGGAAGAGAGAAGAGACGAGGAGCUCAUCUACCAUAAGAUGCAGGCGAAGGAUCUGGUGACUUUGGCUCCUUCAGUGGACUGGAUGCCCUUCCUUACAGAUGUGUUUGCCCCUGUACGCCUCAAUGACUCUGAGCCUGUGGUGGUGUAUGCCAAGGACUACCUCCAGAAGGUCUCAGAACUUAUUGCCAGCACUAACAAGAGCAUCCUGAACAACUAUAUGAUCAUGAAAGUGGUGAGGAAGAUGGUGUCCAUCCUGGACCAAAAGUUCCAGGAUGCUGAGCAGCGCUUCCUUGAAGUAAUGUACGGAACCAAGAAGAGCUGCACCCCACGCUGGAAGCUGUGCGUCAGUGACACGGACAGUGCCCUGGGCUUUGCUCUUGGGGCUCUGUUUGUCAAAACCACAUUUGCAGAGGACAGCAAGGCUAUUGCAGAAGAUAUGGUCUCAGAGAUCAAAUGGGCAUUUGAGGACAGCCUGAAGACUGUGGGCUGGAUGGACCAGGAGACCAAAAAGGCAGCCAAAGAAAAGGCUGAUGUCAUUUACAACAUGGUUGGAUAUCCAAAAUUCAUCAUGGACCCCAAUGAGCUUGACAAAGUGUUCAAUGAUUUUGAAGUGGUGCCAGACCUGUAUUUCCAAAAUGUUAUGCAGUACUACAACUUCUCCGCAAGGGUGACAGCGGACCAGCUGAGGAAAACGCCUAACAGAGAUCAGUGGAGCAUGACCCCUCCUACAGUGAAUGCAUACUACAAUCCCACCAAAAAUGAGAUGGUGCUCCCUGCAGGAAUCCUUCAAGCUCCUUUUUACAGCCGCUCAUGGCCAAAGGCCCUGAACUUUGGAGGGAUUGGCGUAGUUAUGGGACAUGAGUUGACACAUGCUUUUGAUGACCAAGGGAGGGAGUAUGACAAGGACGGAAACCUCCGGCCCUGGUGGAAGAACUCGUCUGUGGAGGCCUUUAAGAAGCAGACUCAGUGUAUGGUGGAGCAGUAUAGUAACUACAGCAUUAACAAGGAGCCCCUCAAUGGAAAACACACCCUAGGAGAGAACAUUGCGGAUAAUGGUGGAUUGAAGGCGGCCUACAAGGCUUAUGUGAAGUGGAUUGCAAAGAAUGGAGAGGAGGCCAGCCUGCCAGCCAUGGAGAUGACAAAUCACCAAUUAUUUUUUGUUGGAUUUGCACAGGUAUGGUGCUCCGUUCGGACUCCUGAAAGCUCACAUGAGGGUGUAAUAACAGACCCGCACAGCCCAUCAAGAUAUCGGGUUAUUGGCACUGUCUCCAAUUCCCAUGAGUUCUCAGAGCAUUUUGGCUGCAAAGCAAAUGCCCCCAUGAACCCUACACAUAAGUGUGAUCUUUGGUGAUGCAUAGCUACACAUUUGUCUGCACAGUGGGAAUAAACAGCCAAAUCAAGGCAGAGAUGAAGUAUCUACGGAAGGAGAGCACUGGUCUUAAUACCACUGAAACUCUUGCCCUGAGCUGUCUUGAGCACACUUUACCUGUCUCAGGGUCGAUAUGAGGAUGGAAGCUUGCCCCAUUUCCCAUCUUACAAACAAGCUGUUUGAACUCUGAAAAAGUGUCUUCAUGUUCAUAUAAAGGUGGGGUAACUUUAACACUGGAAAGGAAUGGCACUACAAAUAUGAAAACAAAUGGGAGCUUGUGUCAAAUAGAUUAUCAGCUGCUUUAUUUUAUUUAACAGGAAGUGGUAUUUAUGUUAUGUCUCGUCUUUCACUGUAUCCAUAUCCAAUCAACUGAGAUAAUAUAAUCCAGAGUGAACUGAAAACUAUAUAUUAAUCAUAGUAAUACAAAAAAUUAUCCUUAUUGAAUUGAUCUGAUUCAGUAAGGAUGUGCAUUUUGUUUUACUGGAUUUACAAAGACAACCAUUUUUUACUUUGACCUAUCAAAAAUAUGUAAUAAUAUUGUUUCAAAAUUUUGCAGAAAUGGGCAGCCUGCAGAAAUUGAUACAUUUCUGAUCCAAGUCUUGUAGAUCAGAUCUGAUCAGUCAAAUGACCACAAUUAGCUUGCAGAUGCCUGAGUCCCAAAUUGUUAGUGCAAGAAGACUCAAGGAAUUAUUUGCUGGACCCCACCUCUGUUAUCCUAGGGUCAGGCCAAUUGUGGACCACCCAUGGGAGCCUCCCAUUAACAACCAGCUGUGGUACAUCCUGGUAUUGUAAUGGCACUACUCGUGAGGUCCACAUCCCCUAAUUUUAAGGAGGUAUUAUCCACACAUCCAAAUCAUGCUCCAUAUGGAUACUUUGAUCGUCCCCCCCCCCCCGAUAUGGAACAUAAAUAUGAAUUGGGUACAUCGGGUGGCUGUGUACAUACAGCUUAUGCUCUUAUGUCUGCAUCAACUAAAACUAACAUGAAACUAACAAAUUAUUUCUAUUAAGGCUGAUUUACUGACUGGGUUACUAUCUCCAGUUUCUGUCAUAUGCAUGGUGCUGUAAGAUGUAAACCUGACAAUGGCUGAAUGCCUGAUUGGAACAGGGACAUAUUAUUUUUAUACUAUUUAAUCAGAGCAUUCUUGUGAUUGAUACUCAUGCCAUGACUUCCCAGUGCCAUACAGUUAUUUUUGUUCUCUAAUAAACCUCUAAUGAAUUCUGU
Esox lucius (northern pike) is the source of this 4067-nucleotide messenger RNA. RefSeq names its product endothelin converting enzyme 1 (gene ece1). The record is from RefSeq and is a predicted model, not a curated record. Gene Ontology annotation, cellular component: plasma membrane. The transcript is spliced from 18 exons. Gene Ontology annotation, biological process: peptide hormone processing. Gene Ontology annotation, molecular function: metalloendopeptidase activity. Lineage: Eukaryota; Metazoa; Chordata; Actinopteri; Esociformes; Esocidae. The coding region runs from base 527 to 2827 and encodes 766 amino acids.